Gavialis gangeticus (Gharial) is the source of this 3956-nucleotide messenger RNA. RefSeq names its product small integral membrane protein 13 (gene SMIM13). The coding region runs from base 152 to 421 and encodes 89 amino acids. The transcript is spliced from 2 exons. NCBI's taxonomy places the organism in Eukaryota, Metazoa, Chordata, Crocodylia, Gavialidae. The record is from RefSeq and is a predicted model, not a curated record.
UUCCCGCUGCCGGUGUUGGGGGCAGCUGCGGUCCUUCACUGCCGCCCCCCACAAGCGGCUCGAGCCGGGCGGGGGCUGCCUCCCCCUUCCCCCCGCGCCCGGGGUGAUGCCGCCGCCCGCUGCCGCUCCCUGAGGGCUCCCGGCUGCCAGGAUGUGGCAGAGCAUCGGCCUUACGCUGCUGGUCAUCGUGGCCACGCUGGCCUGCGUGUUGCUCUUCAUGCUGUGCGGUUGGUAUGUUGUCUGGCAACUGUUUUUGUCGAAGUUCAAGUUCCUGAGAGAGUUGAUAGGAGAUACAGGAUCCCAGGAGGGAGAUAAUGAGCCUUCAGAGUCUGAAGCUGAGCAGGAGACUCCAUCUACUCCACAGAGAGGAAGACAGAAGUUGCCACGGCAACGAAGAACACCUGCAGAAGAAGCAACUUAAAGCAGAUCUCCUGAGACCUUAUUUCAUCAACAACAAAUGGUUAAGCACCUCUGCACUGUAUGAUUCAGCAAUUUGGUUUUACUGAAAAAAAACUGAGAGGAAAAACAAAUAGCCAUGAACCUUCACUUUUGGACAUCAAGUAUACACUACUUCAGUCAAGGUUCAUGAAGGGCUUCAGCUGUGAGCCAUAUAUGACUAGAGAAAAAGGAGGUAGGGAGAGAGAUCUCUUAGCCUGAGAAAAAGUGAGCAGCUAUAGCUCCAACCCCCACAAAUGUAUGCUACUUCCUGGUCUAUAGGCUUAGCCUUUGUAUUAGUCUGAACAUAGUAAGCAUUUCAGAUUGGAAAUGACUACUAACUUAUUUUUCCUUUAUGGCACUGCAGCUGCUUGUAGUGAAAUUGAGUUUUAUGUCCUUAGCUAUAUAUAAAUAUAUAUUUUCUUCAACCUGUAAAUGCAUGUAAACUUGAAAGAUGUUUAAAGGAUAUCCUGCUUUGGAAAGUAUUCUGAAGUGAGGUUUAGUAACUUUAAGUAUAAAUAAGAAAUCAGUACUAGAUGCACAAGAUGAUGUGGUGGUUUUAAUGUUCUUCCUAAAGGAAAAAAAAAUUGAGUGACAAAGCCUGACUUCCUGGUUCUGAUCUCCAGAAAGCAAAACAAUCCUGAUUUAGACCUCUGUCAUCUUACCUGAUCCUCUGACUUCAUUUUUACUGGGGAUUGGUGUCUGAGAUAAGAACUCAGUGUUCAGUUUUCUGAAGUGACAUCCUUGUUCAUGUUCGAAGCACUUCCCUUUAAAUGUGUUAAUGUCAAGUAUUGGAUGCCAGGCUUUUUUUUCUAGAACCAGUUAAUAAAGAAAUUCUGACCAAUUUGGUGGGCACCACUUUUAACACUUUAUUAGUGUUAUAGCAAUAUGUUUGGUACCUCAUGUUUGGUGCUGGUGUGAUUGCUUGAUGCCAGUGAUUUAGCAGUUGCUCCCAAUUAUACAGUACCUGAAUUCUUUUGGCACUAUUCUUCAAAUAGAAUUAAACUCCAUAUUUCAGGAAUUUUGGAGACCAGUGCUUGAAGUGUAUCUAACAGAGAAGAAUGUGUGUGCUGUCUCGGAUAUUAGAGAGGGUAGAAAGUAAACUUUAAACAAAUCUGCAUGGGGGACAGUUUUAUCUGUCUUAUAAAAAUUGGAUGCAUCUUGUUUAGUUCCAGAGGUGUGUCCUGUAUUUAAAAUUCUGGCCAGCAGGACUAAAGAAAAUGGUCUUAAAACUUCAUAGCGAUUAUAAGUUACAAACCCUUUAUUUCAAGAUUUGUGGACUGGUUCAUGUGAACUUCAAGUAACAGCAGCAACGUGUGGCUCUUCCUUUGAAUAGACUUGUCUGGGAAAAGAGUAAUUUUACUGCCUUUAUAUCUUAAAUUAUCUGUGGAUACUGUUUAAGAGCUAAUGCGGGAGGAUUUGGAAAUGACAGUAUUCACUGAAGUACACUGCAAAGAGCUGCUAUUUUUCCUGAUGUGUCAGUAUUAAAAUCUAAUGCCUGUCCUGACCCUUCCAUGGAAGUUCUAUAUUCUGUCUUUGUUUACCAGCAUGUAUCUAUAAGCAUGCUCUAUAUUACAGGGUUACAUGUUCAAGUAUGGUUUCAUUCACUUUGCACAUAUCUUCUAUAAAAUGUGGUUAAAUGUACUGAUAGUUUUCCUACUCAGUGCUCCUCUCUGGUGAGCCUGGGAGAAGGAAAUAAAAUCUCUGUUGCAGUCAAACUAACCAGAAGAAUUCAGGUUCCUUUUCCACUUGUUUCAAGUGUUUGCCUUGCAGGACAUACCCCAAAACAGAGUGUGUUCGGUGUACAUACAAGUCAUUCCAGGACACUAAACUUUCAACCAAGCAGUGCUAGCCAAAUAUUGGAGCACUUUUUUUUCCUGAAGAUUUUAUUUAAGACAUCUUGUUCUCAAUUUUCAUGUAUUUUAGCCUUCAAAAGGACUGCAGUCUUGUUGUAGGGCAUGAAUACUUUAUGUACAUUUCAGUUGUUAGUGUGUAUAGGAUGUACACAUAUAAAGGCUGAUAUUUCCAGUCUCUCCCACUCAUGGGUAACCCACGUGGAGUCUUCAGUUUCAAACAAUGUGAAGAAAAGUGAAAUUAUAGCAAUACAAAUACCCAGCAAGGUAGCUCUCAAGACGUGAGAUACAGGGACUUUGGAGCAAGUUAAUCAGGGAAAUCUGAACAAGUUUGAGUACUGACACUUUCUUUGAUCAAGUAUGCAAUAAGAUGGAAAUGAAAAUGAAUGAAUAUAGAACUCUGUGAAGUUAGUUUGUCCUGAACUUCUAGCCAGAUACUCUUUUUUUUUUCCCCUCUCUAGGCAUCUGUUUUCCUCCAGGGAAUUCAUAGCCAGUCUGUCUUUUUUGUAAAAAGUAGCCAAUACUAUUUUACUAAUGCUGCUGUGACCUAGCUGCCAAUAACACUAAAUCUGCCUACCUUAUAACACUUGUGAUCCGUGACCAUAAGGUUUAUAUUAUGGGUUUAGUAAGAAUUAUGUCACUUGGUAAUGAGGAUGUUAAAGUAUACAUAAAUAGAGGAAAAUUCUCCUUUUUUUGCAGGUGUCUCAAGUAGAAACUUCCAUGUUUGGGGGUUUUACACAACAAGGCUGUAUUUGUGGAAGUGUACAUGUGAAAAGUUGUAAGUUAUAGGUUUUGCCAGUCCAGUAGAACUCAUGUUCUUUUCUUAAAUGCUUUUCUGGACAGUUUCACCAAAUGUACGUCUAAAGUAUUCCUGUUGUACCUGAGCACACAUUUUGGAAUUAAUGAGUGCAAACUAAUCUUUGGUAAGGCAAAAGUUUUAACUGACCAAGAGUAUCUGUGUUUAAUGGGAUAUGUUUUCUAAAUACAUGCCUUAUUAUUGCAGCCAUUUUACUGAAUGUACCUUGGGUUUUUCUUUGAGCUAAUAAUUUUUUUCAAAGUUACUCAUAUUGCUUUUAUAGAGGGGGCUGUAAUACGUUGAUCAAGCAGCAGUUACCUGUUUUGUACACAAAACAGUUAGUUGGAAAAGGUUACUGCCAUGGAUUCUAGAGCAAGCACAUAAUGUCUGUUGGAAAUAGAUGAAAUUAUGGUUAACAGUUCAGGAGAAAAAUGAGGACAGUUGCAUCCCCACAGAAUUUUGUUACGAAGAUUGCAUAAUUUAGACCUCUUAAGGAGCUGAUAAUGUCUUUUAUCAUGGUGACUUCAUGUUUGCCGAAGAGGCUUAUUCUAUGCAGUUCACUCAUGAAGCACUGCUGCUGUAGCUAUUUGCAGUAAAUGCCAUAUACUGUCCCGCAAUCGGUGAGCAACUUGCUGCUUAACAUCAGGUUUUAAACUGAACUAGACUUGUGUAUGUUUCAACUUUUUUAGGUUGUUUGAAAUGACCAGGAUAAAAAACAAAAACACAUUCAAUGUGGUCAUUGCAUCUUCAGUGUUAACUGUUAAGAUACUGUACUUAAUGCUUUUGUGGUUUGUCUGUAUUCAUUAUGUUAACUGUUCUUUUAAACUGACUGCACAGAUAACUUAACAAAAAAUAAAAUAACUAGACUUGUG